This is a messenger RNA of Lathyrus sativus (Indian pea), 696 nucleotides long. The record is from the annotation of a GenBank genome assembly. NCBI's taxonomy places the organism in Eukaryota, Viridiplantae, Streptophyta, Magnoliopsida, Fabales, Fabaceae.
AUGAGGAAGCUGGAAGAUGUACCUGCUAAAGUCUGGGAAUCGAUUAAACGGUUGGGUGUUGAAGGGAAUGAGGAUGAUGAAGUGUUUCAAGGAAUUAUUAGAAAAAUAGAGACUUCAGAUAGAGUGGUUGCGAUUGUAAAGAAAAAAGGUAUAGCAGAUGUUUGCUUUUUGCAAGAAACCAAAUGUAAGAGUAUGAAGGAUGUUAUGGUGAAAAGCUUCUGGGGUGAUGAAGAUUGUUUAUGGUCCGUAAGUGAUUCGUCGGGGCAAUCAGGUGGAAUUCUUACAAUCUGGAGAGCGGUUUUCCUUACUCCCUUAUUUAGUUUUAGGGGUAGUGGCUUUUUGGGUUUGUCUGUUAUUUGGAGAGGUAAAAAGUGCUUAUUCCUAAAUGUAUAUUCUUCGUGUGUAUUGUCGGAAAAAUGUAAGAUGUGGGCUGAAAUUCUGGACCUUAAAUCAAAGUUUUUUUUUGGGGAGUGGGUGGUUGGUGGUGAUUUCAACUCUACAAAAUGCAAAGAAGAAAAAAGAGGCAAAGGUGGUCAUAGUAGACUUGAAAUAGAGGAAUUUAAGUCCUUUAUUGAGCUAUUGGGGUGUGAUGAUCUCCCCAUUAAAGGUAAUAGUUUUACAUGGUUCAACGGAAGUGGGAGUUGUUGCAGCAGGCUUGAUAGGCUUCUUAUUUCUCCUGGAUUGAUUAGCGAGUGA